ACAGCGUAUGCUGCAACAAGUAAAAUUGGUAGGAGUUGGAGGGACUGAGAGAAGCCGUGCUGUGAAAUGGCGGUAGCAUCUUCCUCGUCGUCGUCGUCGUCAUCGCCGGUACGGUGGUGGAGGACGGCGUUUCUGACCGUGAGAGACGAAACCCUAACAACUCCUCUGCGCAACCCAAUCCCCGAACUCCUCCACCAUUUCAUCUUCUCCCAUUCUCACACUCUCCUCUCCGCCGCUCCCUCCCUCCCUCCCCAGGAAGUUACCUCCGAUUUGCUGUUCGUCAUGGAACUCAUCACCACAAGGCCUCACGGCAUUGAAGACAUGACCCCUACCUUCACUCACACAACUCACUUGAUCCACGACAUCUCCCAUCGUCAUCCUCUUGAGAUCAAUUCAGCUUCGUGGACUCUCAUCCUCGACGCUUUUAACAAAAUGCUUCGAGUUUUCGUCAGCUCUUCGACAUUCACACCCGUUAUGGAAGCUCUACAGACCCUAAGACGUGUUAUGAGCACGUAUCAGAGGAAGUGUUCGACGGCGGAUGAGAUUCAGCUGGUAAAGUUCCUUGUGCACAUCAUUGAGAGCUCUCAUGCAGAGCUGAAUAGCUCAUCACACUCAAUCCGCAGCCAAAGCUCUGUUCUUGAAGCUGGAAAGAGAAUGCCACUGUGGGAAAAUCAGACCCUUGCAUUUACUAUGCUUGGAGAGACAAUCUCUAGAGUUGGCUCAUCCUUGCCUGUGGACAUCUGGAGAUCAACGAUUGAGGUUUUUAGGAAAGUGAUGGAUGGCUUGGCAGCUAAAAGCCUUGUGGAAGACACUGCUAUGUCCAGGUUUUAUUUAUCUCUUCUGCAUUGUCUGCAUUUGACUCUCGCAGAUCGUAAGUGUUCCCUUUCUGACCACGUGUCAGGUUUUGUGGCUGCUUUGAGAAUGUUCUUUUCCUAUGGCAUUAGUAGUAGAACUCAACUUACGUGUCCAGUAGUUGGUCAAAAGGAGAAGGAACUUAGUUUAGCGAGCCUUAAGACACGUUUGGAAGAUCCUAAAAAGACUGAUCGUACCCCAUAUAGGCCUCCACACCUACGCCAAAGGGACAGUUCAAAUACAAAGCAGACUGGAGCUCGGGGUUCUCAAAGUUUAUCAGAUCAUGAAUCUUCCGCACUUGAUUUUGCAUCAUCAGAUUCAGAUUAUAGUGACAAUGAUGGAUCAAUUAAAGAGACUGAAAACAUUCAAAAAUCAAAAGUCAGAGUUGCUGCAAUAGUUUGUAUACAGGAUCUUUGUCAAGCUGAUUCCAAAUCAUUUACUAGCCAAUGGACGCUGCUUUUGCCAACAAGUGAUGUACUACAACCUAGGAAGUAUGAAGCAACACUAAUGACAUGCCUGCUAUUUGAUCCUUAUCUAAAGGCACGGAUUUCAUCUGCCUCAACCCUGGAAGCAAUGUUGGAUGGUCCAUCUUCAGUUUUUCUGCAGGUAGCAGAAUUCAAGGAAUCUUCUAAACGUGGAUCCUUCACAGCUCUUUCAAGUUCCCUUGGACAUAUACUCAUGCAGCUUCAUACAGGUAUUUUAUACUUAAUUCAACGUGAAAGUCAUAGUAGAUUGAUGGCAUCCUUGUUCAAGAUUCUCAUGCUUUUGAUAUCAUCUACACCAUAUUCAAGAAUGCCUGGAGAAUUGUUGCCAACAGUUUUUACAUCUCUACAAGAAAGGAUAAAAAAUGGGUUUUCAUUCAAAAGUGAUCAGACUGGUCUGCUGGCUUCUUGUAUUAGUUGCUUGACAACAGCUCUGAAUAUCUCACCGUCUUCACUGCAAGUUAAAGAAAUGCUUCUGAUUGAGAUAUCUAAUGGUUUUGCUGAGGCUAAAAAGAAGUCUGGUGUUCUUUGUACAUUAUUUCAAUUUUCAGAACAAGUGACCAACCCAACGAUAUGCUUUGAGGCUCUUCAGGCUCUUAGGGCUGUUUCACACAAUUACCCAAGUAUUAUGUGUUCCUGUUGGAAACAAAUUUCCGCCAUGGUUUAUGGUCUUUUGAGGGCAGCUACACCUGAAGUUCCUGCAGGGUCUUGGAAGGGGCAUACUGGAAAUUUUGUUGGAUUUAUUGGGGAAAAAGUCAUUACAGCUGCUAUUAAAGUUUUGGACGAAUGUCUACGUGCAAUAUCUGGAUUUAAAGGAACUGAAGACCCUUUAGAUGAUAAAUUACUUGAUGCCCCAUUUAUUUCUGACUGUGUAAGGAUGAAGAAAGUUUCAUCGGCUCCUUUGUAUGAAUCAGAGAGUUCAGAAAAUACUAGAGAUGAACCCACAUCAAGUCAAUCCGGAAAUGAACAGUGGUGUGAGGCAAUUGAGAAGCAUAUGCCUUUGGUUCUACACCAUACUUCUGCAAUGGUGAGAGCUGCCUCGGUUACUUGUUUUGCUGGUAUAACUUCUUCUGUCUUCUUCUCAUUCUCAAAGGAAAAGCAAGACUUCAUUCAUUCUAAUUUAGUUCGUUCUGCUGUAAAUGAUGACGUGCCUUCAGUUAGGUCAGCUGCUUGUCGAGCCAUUGGCGUCAUUUCAUGCUUUCCUCAAGUUUCUCAAAGUGCAGAGAUCCUUGAUAAGUUUAUUCAUGCUGUUGAGAUUAACACUCGCGAUCCCUUGGUCUCGGUGCGAAUAACUGCUUCUUGGGCUGUGGCAAACAUAUGUGAUUCUAUUCGUCAUUGUAUUGAUGAUUUUGCCUUGAAUCAGUCUGGAGGUUCUCCUGAAAUCUCUAAAUUAUUCACAUUAUUAACUGAGUGUGCUUUGCGUCUGACUAAGGAUGGAGACAAGAUUAAAUCAAAUGCUGUAAGGGCUCUAGGGAAUCUUUCAAGAUCUAUCAAAUAUACGAGUGAUAGUGACAGGACAAUGGACAAUAAGGGCUCAUCUCUAAAGAGCACUAAACCUGAGGAAUUACCGUCAAGCAAUUACAGGGCGGGAAGCCAACAAGAUGUAUCAAUAUCACGCCAUCCAGCUUCUUUGGGAGAUUCAUGUUGGCUUGAAAAGGUCAUUCAGGCAUUUAUUUCUUGUGUUACGACUGGUAAUGUUAAGGUCCAAUGGAAUGUUUGUCAUGCUUUGAGCAACCUGUUUCUGAAUGAGACAUUAAGACUGCAAGACAUGGAUUGGGCUUCGUCUGUAUUUAGUAUUCUACUACUGCUAUUACGUGAUUCUUCGAACUUUAAGAUCAGGAUCCAAGCUGCUGCUGCUCUGGCGGUGCCAGCAUCAGUACUUGAUUAUGGGGAAUCCUUCUCCGAUGUCAUCCAGGGUCUGGUGCAUAUAGUAGAGAAUCAAGGUUCAGACCAUAUUGCAUCACCAUCAAAUUUCAAAUAUAGGGUUGCACUUGAAAAGCAGUUGACCUCAACCAUGCUGCAUGUUCUUAUCCUCGCUUCAAGCUCUGAUCAUGAACCCGUCAAAGAUUUUCUUGUGAAAAAAGCCUCAUUCCUUGAAGAUUGGUUCAAGGCACUGUGCUCGUCACUAGGAGAGACAAGUUGUCAAGCUGAAGUUGAAAACGAUAAGUUCAUCGAGAAUCCGAAGAAAGAGAUGAUACGUAACGCAAUUGGGUCGCUAAUUCAAUUGUACAAUUGCAGGAAGCAUCAUGCAAUUGCGCAGAAAUUUGACAAGUUAGUGAACAGCAUCCAGUGAGUUCUCUCAGUUACGGGAAAUGCUGCUCUUUGAAGACAAAUAUUUAAUUGUGAUAUGAGAUUGUAGGGAAGCACCGUCGGGCGGCUGUUAGACAUACGGGGUGCUCGUCAUGAUCAUAUGCUAAUUAGGUUGUAGCUCUCUCCUUUUCUUUUUUUCCUUAUUUGGUGCCUUUUUCUUGGGUAUGGGUAUGGAGGGGGUUGGUUAAGAUCCUAAAUAGGUGAAAUUUGUUGUAUUGUAGUGCAUAUAUAAUAUUAUAGUUGUCCUUUAUUUAAUUUAUGACCUUAUUGUAUGGUUUCUGUGGACUAAAAUAUAGAAGUUCCUUUCGGCUACAAAUUCUGAAAGUUUAGAAGCCAGCCAUUUCGGUGUCAGUGUCAACAAAUGUAUAGUGCUUGGGUGACCUUUGGAUAGUGAUUUAAUGAUUACUCAUUCAAGCU
Prunus dulcis (almond) is the source of this 4061-nucleotide messenger RNA. RefSeq lists its product as uncharacterized. The coding region runs from base 67 to 3627 and encodes 1186 amino acids. The transcript has 26 exons. The record is from RefSeq and is a predicted model, not a curated record. Lineage: Eukaryota; Viridiplantae; Streptophyta; Magnoliopsida; Rosales; Rosaceae.